Folsomia candida is the source of this 1371-nucleotide messenger RNA. Its product is annotated as zinc finger protein 525-like. Gene Ontology annotation, biological process: regulation of transcription by RNA polymerase II. Gene Ontology annotation, molecular function: RNA polymerase II cis-regulatory region sequence-specific DNA binding; DNA-binding transcription factor activity. NCBI's taxonomy places the organism in Eukaryota, Metazoa, Arthropoda, Collembola, Entomobryomorpha, Isotomidae. Bases 357 to 1364 code for a protein of 335 amino acids. The transcript has 2 exons. The record is from RefSeq and is a predicted model, not a curated record.
CUUCCUUGAGGCAAGUUUUUCUUGCUAAAUUUUCCACACUCUGCACUUUUUUGGUAGGUCUGACUUCGCUUUUGGUGGGAUAUGCAGAUAAUAAGCGAAGGCAUCCGAGGGAGACAGAGACCAACAAGCUCCAAGUCAGACAAGAGCUCACUUCCUGGUCCAGAAAUUUCAUUAAAUAUUAAACAUUUCCACGCAGUUUACAAUCAGAAAAAGAGAGCAGAACGUCCCAAACUUAAGAAAUCUGGACGUCGGGAAUUUUGGAGGAGCAGGAAAACUUUUUAUUUCACUCCAGAACCGACCGCAUCCCGAAGACACGCUUACCGACGAAAUUUGAGGAACGAGCCUUUUGAAAAAAGAUGGAUGGCACUUCCGAGCACAGCGAGACACUGGACACGAUGGAGGUCAAGGUGUCGUCCCCUUCAGCCAGCAGGAGGUCAUCAAAGGCCAAGAAAUUAGGCCAAAUUGGAAGAAAGCGUGGUGGUCUCGUCGUGGAGAAAAUCUUCCCCUGCAAAAUAUGCCUUCGUCCCUUCACCAAUAGAACCAGUGCUCAUCUCCACGCCCGCACCCACCUCAACUCCGACGAAUUGAAGCAGUCCACAAUUUUCCAUGAGAGGUGCCCCCACUGCGAAAAAGUGUUCUUCGCUCGUAAAGACUUUACUGACCACGUGAACGCGCACGAAGGUCGGAAGAACCACGCCUGCCACCUUUGCAAGCAGAAGUUCACCCAAAAAACAAAUUUAACCCGUCAUCUCUUCGUUCACCUGAGUCGCGAGGAGCGCGCGGGGGCGCGGCAGGGCUGGCGACACGUCUGCUACUUCUGCACCAAACGGUUCAAAUACCCAUCUCAUCUCGGUUGUCAUCUUGUGACCCACACGAAGGAAAAAGUGGGCGGAAAGUGUCACACUUGUCGAAAAACGUUCUCCUCGAAACAAAGCCUGACCAGUCAUCGAUUCCGCCAUCUCAGCGAAGAAGAGAAGGUCGCCCUCGUGAGGCAGGGUUCGGGUCGAGAGUGCCUCUUCUGCCAGAAGAAAUUCCCCGAUAACCGUACUUAUCAUAAGCACCUGGUCUCCCACACGACGGAGAAACCUUUCCCCUGCGACCAAUGUGGGAAGCAGUUCAGUUUGAAAAGUAACUUAAACCUGCACAAGCUCAUUCACACUUCGAACUCAAAACCUUUCAAAUGCGACCACUGCGACAAAGCGUUCACUAGUAAACAAAAUCUGAGCAUCCACAAGAAGACCGUUCACCGGAAAGUGAAGGACAUCGCGUCAGGGUUCGCUACCCCGGGUUUUUGUGGGUUGGGGUUUUUGGGGUUUUUGUGGGUUUUUGGGGUAUCAAGUCUCCGGAAAAACCCUAAUGCUUAAUGGGGUU